Molecule: messenger RNA, 2073 nt
Organism: Juglans regia (Persian walnut)
Lineage: Eukaryota; Viridiplantae; Streptophyta; Magnoliopsida; Fagales; Juglandaceae
Product: cinnamoyl-CoA reductase 1-like
Exons: 7
Coding region: 443-1420 (325 amino acids)
Molecular function (GO): oxidoreductase activity, acting on the CH-OH group of donors, NAD or NADP as acceptor
Source: RefSeq, a predicted model, not a curated record
GAUGGAAAAUGUUUCUAAAACCCUAUUCUAAAAAUGUUAUAAGAAGUUUGUAGGUUUUUUAAAAUUGUGUGUUUUACGUGGGUUGAAAGGACAAAUUUUAAUCGUUGGAAGAUAUUUAAUCGAACGUAAUUUGGGGAAAAUUCUGUGAUCUAGGGAAGGUUUGUCGAUGCAAGUGGAGCUGGUUGCAAUGUUGCAUCAUGGCUUGCGUCCGGAUACACCGCGUCAUUGACGGCGACAUGAAUAUUUAUAUUUUUAUAGAUAGACUCGAAGAAAUUGGAGCAGGUUUUACGGGAAGGUGGUCAAUCACAAUGUAAUUGGAGCAGGUUGCAUGGCGUCAUGGCUUGCGUCCGGAUACAAACACAGAGAAAGAGUGUAUUUCUAAGAAAGACUGUGUGAAGAGGGACAGAAUGAGUGUUGGAGCAGAAAAGGUACCAAAGAGAGAAUGAGUAGUGGAGCAGAGAAGGUGGUGUGCGUAACCGGAGCGUCCGGAUACAUAGCGUCGUGGCUGGUGAAACUCUUGCUCCAACGCGGAUACACUGUCAAUGCCUCUGUUCGUGACCCAAAUGACCCAAAGAAGACUGAACACUUGCUUAUGCUGGAUGGAGCUAAGGAAAGACUUCAUUUGUUCAAAGCAGACUUACUGGAAGAAGGAUCGUUUGAUUCCCUGGUUGAUGGAUGCGAGGGCGUUUUUCAUACAGCCACUCCUGUUUAUCUCAGUGUCAACGAUCCUCAUGCCGAAUUAAUUGAGCCAGCUGUGAAGGGAACACUCAACGUUCUUAGAUCAUGUGCUAAAGUUUCAUCUGUUAAAAGGGUGGUUAUAACAUCCUCAAUGGCAGCGGUUGUAUACAAUGGAAAACCCCUUACUCCUGAUGUGUUAGUUGAUGAGACUUGGUUUUCAGAUCCAGCUUUUUGUGAGGAAUCGAAGCUUUGGUAUAUGCUUGCAAAGACCUUGGCAGAGAAGGCUGCUUGGGAAUUUUCCAAAGAAAAUGGAAUUGACAUGGUAGCAAUGCAUCCUGGGUGGGUGAGUGGUCCCCUUUUACAGCCAACUCUCAAUGCAAGUUUGGAGCCAUUUCUCAAACUUGUGAAAGGGGCUGAAAGUAUUCCAGUUAUGUCUCCCAGAUGGGUUGAUGUUAGAGAUGUUGCUAAUGCACAUAUACUAGCCUUCGAGAAUCCAUCAGCCAGUGGAAGAUAUUGUUUAGUUGGAAGAGUUCUCCAAUUUUCUGAGUUUGUGAAGCUUAUGCGUGAACUCUUCCCUGAUAUAAACGUUCCUGAAAAAUGCGGAGAUGACCAUCCUUUUGCAUCUUCCUACAAGGUAUCCAGGGAGAGAGCUGAAAGUUUAGGCCUUAACUUCACUCCAGUGGAGGUGACUUUAAAGGAUACUUUUGAAAGCUUGAGGGCGAGUAACUUCUUCAAUGUUUGAUGCAUGGCACAUAGGAAAAGGGGUGUUCACUGUCCGUUCCUUCUAUAAGGUCCUCACACAAGUUCCUGAGAUAUAGUUUCCCUGGAGGAGGCUUUGGCGUCAUACAGCUCCUCCCAAAGCUUCUUUCUUUGUAUGGACAGCGUCUUUAGGCAAGAUUCUCAGUAUGGAUAAUUUGAGAAAGAGGAGGAUAAUCAUUGCUGACUGGUGUUGCAUGUGUAAAAGUGGAGGUGAGUCGGUUAAUCAUUUACUUUUACAUUGAGAGGUAGCCAGGACUUUAUGGGAUGAGGUGUUUAAAAGAAUGGACUUAGCGUGGGUUAUGCCGGAAACUGUGUUGGAUGUAGUGGCUUGCUGGACCUCAAUUCGAGGUGUGAGACAGAUCAUAGCGGUUUGGAAGAUGAUCCCUAUCUGUAUUAUGUGGUACUUGUGGCAAGAGCGUAAUGAGAGGACUUUUGAAGACAACGAGAGAUCUUUGGCGGAGAUAAAAAUGUUAUUUUUUAGGACUCUUUGUACUUGGGUCAUUGCUGUGGACUUUAAUGGCAUGGACCUUCAUGACUUCUUAAUUUCUAAUGCACCUACAUAAUUAGGGCAUUUUUAACUUUGUAAUUGACAGUUGUUGGAUUAAUAAAUACUUGUUUUACUUAUCAAAAAAAAAA